AUGAAAUCAAUUAUUUUAGCAAGUGCAAUUAUUAUGGCUUGCUUAUCACUUUCAUACGGUUAUGACUGUCGAUGUGCUUGUUGUCUCACUACUAUAUGGAAUUUUAACUGUACACCAGUGAAUCAACCAGUGAUAGAUGUAGCAAAUUGUCCUUCAUGUAUUAAACAAUUGUGUACUGAUAAAUAUCCUACACAGUGUCCUGCUGAGAAUAGUUUCAUUAAAAAUUCAUGCAAUAGUACCCAUACAAGUGGAUCGUCGUAUGGACAACAAAUAUUAGUACCACUAUUAAUACUACCGGCGAUCUUAUCAUUUUGUAACAUAGCAUUUGACAAAUUUGCUGAUAUGAAAUAA
Adineta steineri is the source of this 351-nucleotide messenger RNA. The record is from the annotation of a GenBank genome assembly. Lineage: Eukaryota; Metazoa; Rotifera; Eurotatoria; Adinetida; Adinetidae.